UCUGCAGAAGCUCAGGCUCAAACAUGGGGAAAGGUUUUUACAUCAGCAAAGCCGUUGGGGUCGUCCUCAUAAUCGUAGGCUUGGCAGCCUUGUCUACUAUUAUAGCCCUAUCUGUUGUUUACUCACAGGAAAAGGACAAAAAUAAUCAAGUCUCACCGACGAAUGGAGGGACAACAUCACAACCCUCUACAACAACAUCAAGCCCAUCCAAUGAACCUUGGGACAAGUAUCGCCUUCCCAAGAGCCUGGUGCCAAAAUAUUACAACCUCACCUUGUAUCCUCGACUGACUCCAGACAAUCACACUAACCUCUACAUUUUUACAGGUGAGUCCAGUGUGGUGUUUGAGUGUGUUGAAGAUACUGACCUGAUCUUGAUCCACUCCAAUAAGCUGAACUACACCACUGAUCCCGUGCUCACCUCAUUGGAUGUUGAGGUGGAGGCUCCUGAGAUCGCUGAGAAGUGGUUCCAGACCGUGACUCAGUACUUGGUCAUAAAACUAAAGAGUAAACUGUUGAAGUACUGUACUUACCAACUUCACAUGACAUUCCAAGGAGAACUGGCAGAUGACCUUGGAGGCUUCUACAGGAGUGAAUACAAGGAAAAUGAAACGACCAGGGUUCUUGCCACGACUCAGAUGCAGCCGACGGAUGCCAGGAAGGCAUUUCCCUGUUUUGAUGAGCCAGCCAUGAAAGCCAUUUUCAGCAUCACUCUGAUACACGACAUUGGAACAGUGGCUCUGUCCAACGGCAAAGAAACAGAAACCGUCCCCUAUAUUUUUGAUGGGAAACUCGUGCAGAAGACAGUUUUUGAACCAACUGUAAAGAUGUCCACUUACCUGCUGGCCUUCAUUGUCUGUGACUUUGACAACAUUAGCAACACCAUUGAUGACGUUUUGAUCCGCAUCUUUGCUCGGAAAGCGGCCAUUCGUGAUCAGCAGGGAGAAUAUGCCCUCAACUUAACCGGACCCAUACUGAAGUUCUUUGAGGAAUAUUACAAUUCCAGCUACCCUCUUCCAAAAUCAGAUCAGAUUGCUCUCCCAGAUUUUAAUGCCGGAGCGAUGGAGAACUGGGGUUUGAUCACAUACAGGGAGACAGCUCUGUUGUAUGACCCCGAUUACUCGUCCAACUCCAACAAGCAGCGGAUCGCCACCAUCAUCGCUCAUGAACUGGCUCACAUGUGGUUUGGAAAUCUGGUUACCCUGAGGUGGUGGAAUGACUUGUGGCUCAAUGAAGGCUUUGCUUCCUAUGUUGAAUACCUGGGAGCCAACUAUGCUGAACCGAACUGGAAUGUGUCAGACCUCAUCGUGUUGAGUGACAUCCACCGAGUGUUUGCCAUUGAUGCCUUAGCUACGUCUCACCCUCUGUCCUCUGAUGAAGAGACGAUCCAAACCCCAGCACAGAUCAGUGAGCUGUUUGAUGCCAUCUCUUAUAGCAAGGGAGCAUCUGUUCUGAGGAUGCUGUCUGAUUUUUUGACUGAGGAAGUCUUCAAAAUGGGACUCAGGAGUUACCUGGAAGCUUUUAAGUUUGAUAAUGCAGUCUACACAGAUCUAUGGAACCAUCUGCAACAGGUUGUUGAUGAUUAUAACAUAAAUCUUCCUACAAGUGUUCACAAAAUUAUGAACACCUGGGUGCGGCAGAUGGGGUUUCCUGUUGUUACCGUUAAUACCAGCAAUGGAAAUGUAUCCCAGAAGCACUUCCUUCUGGACCCAGAUUCUGAAGUUACGGUCGACUCUCCGUUCAAUUAUGAAUGGAUUAUUCCAAUGCGGUGGAUGAAAGCUACAGUCCAACAAGAACAGAUAUGGUUGAACAGUACAUCACAAAUAAUUAAGGAGAUGCAGGCAUCAGGAGAUGACUGGGUGUUGGUGAACCUCAAUGUUGUAGGCUACUACAGAGUAAACUAUGAUGAUAGAAACUGGAACAGCCUUCUAAAAGUAUUAAUUGAGGAUCAUUCGAAAAUUCCUGUGAUCAACAGAGCUCAGCUUGUGGAUGAUGCCUUCAACCUGGCCAGAGCAAAUAUUAUCACAACAGUGCAGGCUCUCAAUACCACACUUUACCUAAACAAGGAGCGAGACUACAUGCCAUGGACGUCGGCCACGGGGAAUCUGGAUUUCUUCUACCUGAUAUUCGACCGCAGCGAAAUUUAUGGCCCCAUGCAGGAUUAUCUGAAGACACAGGUGACCCCUCUGUUUGAGUACUACAAAAGCAUGACUGACAACUGGAGUAAUGUACCCGAUGGACACCUUGACCAGUACAAUCAGGUGAAUGCUAUCAGCCUAGCUUGCAAGACAGGCCUCUCGGAAUGUCAAAAUCUGACAACGGAAUUGUUCAAGAAAUGGAUGGCUGAUUAUAACAACAACCCGAUCCAUCCCAACCUACGAUCCACAGUGUACUGCAAUGCUAUUGCAGCAGGGGGCGCUACAGAGUGGGAUUUUGCUUGGUCAGCAUUUAAGAGCACCACCAUUGCUAGUGAAGCUGACAAACUGCGCUAUGCACUUUCAUGCUCCAAAGAGCCUUGGAUCCUCAACAGGUACUUGAAGUACACUUUGAUGCCAAAUAUGAUUCGGAAACAAGAUGCCACUUCCACCAUCGUCUACAUUGCCAGUAAUGUGAUUGGUCAGCCUCUGGCUUGGGACUUUGUCAGGGCUAAAUGGUCUUACAUCUUUAAUCAGUAUGGUGGUGGAUCUUUCUCCUUCUCCAAUCUCAUCAACGGAGUCACAGAACGUUUUUCAACAGACUUUGAGCUUCAGCAGCUGAAGCAGUUUAAGGAAGAUAACUCUGAGACUGGUUUUGGCUCUGGAACCCUGGCACUGGAACAGUCCAUAGAGAGAACCAUCGCAAACAUUAAAUGGAUUGAAGUCAAUAAGCAGCCAGUUCUGCAGUGGUUCCAGGAUCAUAGCAUUGUUUUAAAAUGACGUGUGAGGAGCAGAGGUUUCAUAUGCAUUCAAAUGAGCCACUGAAAUUAGAUUAGACAUAAAUUUACUUGAUGAGCAUUUGUUAUACUGCAAUAUUCUUUCAUAACAACAAUGUGAAAAGUUCCUGUCAUAUUUGAAACCAAGCUAUUUGUUUGAAUAAAGCUGAACUUGUCUGAAAGCUU
Molecule: messenger RNA, 3094 nt
Organism: Thalassophryne amazonica
Lineage: Eukaryota; Metazoa; Chordata; Actinopteri; Batrachoidiformes; Batrachoididae
Product: aminopeptidase N-like
Exons: 21
Coding region: 24-2912 (962 amino acids)
Biological process (GO): peptide catabolic process; proteolysis
Cellular component (GO): cytoplasm
Molecular function (GO): zinc ion binding; metalloaminopeptidase activity; peptide binding
Source: RefSeq, a predicted model, not a curated record